Molecule: messenger RNA, 465 nt
Organism: Miscanthus lutarioriparius
Lineage: Eukaryota; Viridiplantae; Streptophyta; Magnoliopsida; Poales; Poaceae
Source: the annotation of a GenBank genome assembly
AUGUAUAGCAAGUUUAUGAAGCAUUAUCAAGGAGAUGUGUUUACUGACCACCUGUACCCUGCUGCAAGGAGUUACACAGAAGGGUUGUUCAGGUGGCACAUGCAGAAGAUAGCAGAUUUUGCCCCAGAUGCCAUUGACUUCCUUCAGCAACAUCACAAGUUGAUAUGGUAUAGGUGUGGAUUUUCAGAGCUAAGUAAAUAUGACUAUUUGACCAAUAAUAUUUCUGAGAGUUUCAAUGCUCAGAUAAAGAAGUUGAAAGGACUUUUGCUGCAUGAACUAGUAGAUGGGAUUAGGGAACUCAUAAUGGAAAAGAGGUACUUAAGAAGGCAGAUUAGUAAGGAUAUGCAGGAUGGUAUACUGCCCAAUGUCAUCAAAGACCUGAACACUAUAAGCAAAAACCUCAAAGUUAUGAAGAUUGCAAGAAGUGAUGAAGGCAUAGCUGAAGUAACACUUAUAGAUGACUAG